Bombus pyrosoma is the source of this 477-nucleotide messenger RNA. RefSeq lists its product as uncharacterized. The transcript has a single exon. Bases 1 to 477 code for a protein of 158 amino acids. NCBI's taxonomy places the organism in Eukaryota, Metazoa, Arthropoda, Insecta, Hymenoptera, Apidae. The record is from RefSeq and is a predicted model, not a curated record.
AUGUAUGGUGCACCAUGGUGGGCUGUGGCAGUGGACCUUGAGAACAAUAGGAAGACGCUGAAAAGAGCGCUAAGAACAGCACUGUGUAUUACAACGACGGCUUAUCGUACUGUCUCACACGCGGCGCUUUGCAUGUUGACGGGUAAUCUACCGACUUACAUCAAAGUUAGGAUACGUAAGGAAUCCUAUGAUAUAACCAGGAUCAUAAAAAGCUCGGUUGUUGAUAGCGAGACGUGUCACGGUAGUAGCACGUUGAAAGAAGAACUUGAUGUAAUCGGUAAGAAAGCUUAUAAAGACUGGCAAAGCGAGUGGGACAAUUACAAUGUUACUAAGAAAUUGAUACAGAAGGCAUCCAUUUUUGCCAACAAGAGGAUGGACAUCGAUCAUUCCACCAUGCAAUUACUAACUAGGCGUGGAAUAUUUAACGUUUACAGGAAAAGGAUCGGUAAGGAGGUCGACACCAAGUGCUGGGAUUGA